AUGCGCCAUCUGGUGCACUUGUUGAUCCUCGUUUUCUUGGAAACAGCUCAAACCAUCUGCCCACGAGGUUGUAACUGCACGGAAGGUUCGAGGACAGAUUCUGUGAUUUGUGAUGGCGUUUAUUUGGGCGAUGUUUCGGCGCUAUUAAAUCCAAGAAUCAAGGUAUUAAGCCUCCGCAAUUGUGGAAUUACUCGUCUUGACCCAGAUGUUUUACAACUUUACCCAGAUCUAGAAUUUUUGGAUGUAUCGAAUAAUUCAAUCAACGAUUUGGAUGCUGAGCUGUUCCAAAAUCAGUUGAGUUUGCGUGUAUUAAAGCUGAAGAAAAAUCAGUUAACUCUGAUAAGAAAUCGGGCCUUCUUUGGGCUGUAUAAUCUUCAGGAUCUGGAUCUAAGCGAUAAUCGAAUUGAAGAAAUUGAACCGCAAGCUUUCCAUGAUCUGAGCAACUUGGUCAAGCUUAAGCUUGAACGUAAUUUUCUGAUAUCGUUGAAUCCGUUGUUGUUUGAAAGCACCAGGCGGCUUUAUAAACUUCUUCUUUCGGCGAAUCAGAUAUCCAAACUAAACUCUAAAGUGUUUAAUUCUUUGCCAAAACUUGAACUUCUUGAUCUCGCAUCCAAUUAUAUUUCAGAAAUUCAAAGGGACGCAUUUCAACAGUGCUUAUCAUUAAAAAGUCUUAGUCUCGGGUCCAACUUUCUUAGCAUUAUUCAUGAAGAUCUAUUCAGUGGACUGAUUUCGCUUCAGAGGUUAAAUCUUUCCAAUAACCAGGUUCUUAUUCAAUUUUUUUAUUUUGGUUCAAUUCGAAAAAUUCCAACAUUGGUAGAGGUCGAUCUCUCACGUAAUUUAUUGGCAGCAAUCGGUACAUCGUCUUUUGACAGACUGCCAUUGCUGAAAAGGUUGAUAUUGUCUCAUGAACCUAAAUUGCAAAAAAUUGAGCUGAACGCAUUUUCUGGUCUUCCGAAGCUUCAAACACUAAAUCUGUCCUCUUGUAAUCAGCUGGAAGAAAUCAAUGAGAAUGCUUUCGAAUACAGCGAUGAGCUGCGGCAUUUAGAUCUGAGUAAUUGUAGCCUUCGAAAGCUGCAACAGUCGCUGGUUCAGUGGACAAAACUGACCACAUUAAAUUUAUCUGGUAAUCAAUUUGACUGUGACUGUACAUUGUUGUCGUUCCUUCCAAGAGUGGUAAAACGUUUUAAUUUGGAAAUCGUAUGCAGAACGCCGUCACGUUUGGAGAAUCGCAAGAUUGCGGAUUUGGGAAAAUUUUGUACCGAGUGGAAGAGUGAAAGUAAAUUAACGUUGAUGGUUGCAGUAUUUUUUGGUCUAACUUCGGUGAUACUUGCUGUAAUCUACUUGAGGCGGAAACACCAAAAAAACUUGCCCAAGUUGCCUUCUUGCAGCAGGCCGUAUAUUGUCACUCCAUUGUCGUUUGACAAGAAUUACGAAAUUUCAAAAAGUAAUAUGAGUCUGCUGAAACGUUUUGAUGGUAUGCUGCCAAUUCCGGAUGCUCCAGAAGACGAAGAUGAAGGCGACAGCUACUAUAGCAGUUUGAUACUGCCAAGCGAUGACUCUUCUAUGCCUGGAAGCAAUACUGUAACACCAAAGAAGCCUACUCCACCUCCAGAAACCACCAUUCCAGAAAGACCGCUUGUCUAUGUACCUCCUUCACUGGUAAACCAGAAUUUUAGAGUUAUUUCUAAGUAUCCAGUUCCAAUUACCGAGUUGUGA
Molecule: messenger RNA, 1716 nt
Organism: Enterobius vermicularis (human pinworm)
Lineage: Eukaryota; Metazoa; Nematoda; Chromadorea; Rhabditida; Oxyuridae
Source: the annotation of a GenBank genome assembly